CAUUGGUACGCGGAAUAAACAGAUAUUGGUACGAGGAGGCACCAAAUACAUAUGGGCCACACAAACCUCUUUCGGUAUGUGUGAGGGCUGUGAUACUGCCCGGGUGCCCGAACCGAAGCAGGUGGUUUUCUUAGACGGCCACUCCCCUAGCCUUCGACCUGAAGGUCUGAUCCACAAGGCAGUGGAGCAACGUAAGGAGAUGUAGUCCCAUGGUACCCGGUGACCAACAAUUGGUUCAUACGCCAUUUGUUCCCGCAGAAUACCGGAGCCCAUGUGCACCAUUGGUUUGGAAUCCGGUUAAAGCGCCAGACGUUCGCUUUUCGUCCUCUCAUAUUCGUAAAUAGCACCCCCGCCACAAGAAGACAGUGAGUAGGAAUUCCCUGGCAGAGGCUAUAUACGCUUUAUAUAAGCUUUAACCAAAUCUUGUUUCACUUAAAGUCACUUUGUUUGUAGUAAUUCUCCUUGAAAAUAUACGCGUAAAUUAUUGUAAUGUCAUUUGUGAAAGAUAUUUUGAGUUACGUUGUAUUUUUUCAUGCAGUAAAUAACUCGCUUAUUUAUCUUAAAGUUAAAUGGCUUACUUUCAGAUUCCUAAUGACUUCACUAAAAUACAAUGAAAGGGAAUAUGAAGCUUGUGAUUGGUUUUUAAAUAUACAAACACAAAGAUCUGUCUCUGAACUUCAAUCAGAUCUGUUCGUCUCAAAUAGCGGAUUCUUGGUUGAUAACAGAACACAACGUUUUAUAGAGCGUUACUUCAAUGCAUUUUAUUUAGUUGAUGUUGGUGGGGAGUUUGAAAAUGAUAUUUGUAUAUUAAGGCAUAGCAAUACUUUGUGUGUUGUUGGUCUUGCUUGUGGGCACCAUAUUUUUAAAAGGUGUAGCAAGAAUUCCUCUAGUGACUGUUCUUCUUCCGUAACUCACGAAAUUUUAGGAUUAGAUUAUCAGGUUUCCAAUGGAUUAAAUCGUUCGAAAAAAAAUGUCAAAGGCCGUCGUAAACAUGGAGGUCAUGUUUUGAAUAAAUCUACGGACAUAAUAGCUUAUGCUAUUUGUGAUCGUGAAAUAAACCAUCCUGUAGUUUGUGGCAUUCCAGGCAAUCUUUUGGAAGUUAAUAAUUCUCUAGACAUUACAAAAACCGAGUUUCAUCCUCCUAUCUCAGAAGAUCUAGGCUAUUUAAAUUCAAAAGUGAAGUUAACUCCUUUGAUAGGAAGCGAGAGUACUAUUAAUGUUGGUACCUACUUAUCCAUUAUAUUGCCAAAACCAAGACCAAGGAAGGAUCAAAGUGGGUGUAUAAUUGAUAAGUCCAUUGAUGAGUCGAUUUUACUGAUUGAUUCUCCCACUCAAAACUGUACAGCAUUAGUUGGUGAUGUUUCAGAAAAGCUUGAUGAUUUAACCCAAUCAGACUAUGUAGCACAGAUUGCUGAUUUUAUUUCACAGACAUCUCUUCCUAAAGAACAAAAGGUACUUAACUGGAAUGAAUAUUCAGCCCUUCGACAUUGUACAUAGAUUAUUCUGUGAUAUUAUUUUUUAUACUAUAUUUUUACAUUUAAAUAUAUAAAUGCUUAUCUA
Molecule: messenger RNA, 1560 nt
Organism: Schistosoma curassoni
Lineage: Eukaryota; Metazoa; Platyhelminthes; Trematoda; Strigeidida; Schistosomatidae
Source: the annotation of a GenBank genome assembly